Tinamus guttatus (white-throated tinamou) is the source of this 1992-nucleotide messenger RNA. RefSeq names its product translin associated factor X interacting protein 1 (gene TSNAXIP1). The record is from RefSeq and is a predicted model, not a curated record. Gene Ontology annotation, cellular component: cytoplasm. NCBI's taxonomy places the organism in Eukaryota, Metazoa, Chordata, Aves, Tinamiformes, Tinamidae.
AUGUGUUUCACUCUUUCUGAUAGAGGCUGUUGGUCCACGUGGCCUGCAUUUGCAUCAGGGCAGUCAGUCCUACAGAAUCAUAAACCCUGCUAUAUCUCAAAGGAGAGAAAGCCCAGCAAUAAACAGGCUCUACUUACCAUUCCAAAGCCACGAUACUUGGAGCAACUGGAAUCUUACUUAAGGAAAGAGCUGCAAGCUCUUGACCUGACUACAAAGAAUUCGCAGGAACUGAAGUUACAGCCCUACAGAGAGAUCUUUGAAUUCUUCAUAGACAACUUCAAGACCUACAAGCCCUUGCUGUCAGCUAUAAAGAAUGAAUAUGAAGUUACUUUGGCUCAUCAGAAGGAGAGGAUCCGUGCCUUAGAGCCACUGGAGGCUACAGUCACAACUGUGUCUGAGGAGUACACACAGCAGAUACUGGCACUGCAAGAAAAUGAGAGGGAUGAAAUAAGUAUGUUAAAGCAAGAAAAACAACAUUUGUUAAAGUUCAUUGAAAACAUGAAGGAAGAGAAGAGUUCUCUUGAGAUUCAGGUGGAGCGUUUGAAAAAGAGCUUGGCCGAGGAAUACCUUCGCUAUCUCAACGAGCACCAUGCCCGCAAACUGCUCCUAGCAGACAUGAAUGAAAUGCACAAUGAACAGCUGGGCCUGACUCUUCACCAAGUCCAAGAUGUCAAGAGUGAAGAUGUGGUGAAGUUAACUUUGGCAUUAAAGAUAGCUCGGCAGGACCUCACAAAAGCCCAAGUGGAACUAAACAGAAUGAUAGCAGACUAUGGAGAUGUUGUGCCCAGGAGAGAUUUUGAAUCACUGGAGAAAAAAUAUUCUGUUUUACUUCAGGAGAUGAAGAACCAGCAUAAAGAUUUUGAUCAGCUCCAUAAAGAAUAUGACAUGCUGCUAGAAAUCCACAGGGAGACUGCAGAAGAACGGGACAAAGCCUUCCUUGAACUCCAGGAAGUUCGGCGCAGUUGCACGCCCCGGCCAAACUGGGCAAAGUGUUCAGAAGUGAUUCCUGGUGGAGCUGACCGGUGGAGCUCUCUGGCUGAGGGGAAAACGAGUGAUCAGCUUGUGGAUGUACUUCUGGAAGAAAUAGGAACAGGAGUACUGAAAGAGAGAGAUGUCUUCUUUGGAUAUGGCAAAGGUGAUGACAUCCCUGUGUACCUGAGGUAUGAAGGUGAAGUCAAGAAUAAAAAGCUGAGUAAGAGAGAUGUGGUGGCUAUCCUAAAAGACGUCUGGAGAGAGAAGAUUGCACUAGAACAGCAGAUGGGGAAGCGAUCCAGUCUGCCUGAGUUCUUCCUCUGCUACCUCCAGAAGAAGUAUGGAGAUGCUGCUGCCAUGGAGUGGUCUUACACCAUCUAUGAGAACAUGCGAAUCUAUCAAUCAAACCAUGUCAUGAGUUCAUUCUACAACAUCCUCACUGGGAAGGUAGGCGAAGAACAGUACCAUGGCCAGAAUCAGCUGAUUUCCAAUCUGCAAAAGGAGCUGGCAGCCUGCGAUAGCUCGAGCACUGGGUCCCUGACCAGCGAGCAAUUCAGCAUGGCUCUGAGGGAAGCUUUUCCCCUGAAAAGGAAUGAUUCCAUCCAAGACCUAGUUGAUGCAGGCAGAUACAAGCUGGACAGUGCUGAAGACCUCAUCAACUACAGAGCCUUAUUCAGUGAAGAUGAGGAGGGAAAUGCUGAACCUUUUGUUGAAAUACUUAGAAACCAGUAUGUGAACGAGAAGCAGGAGUAUCUGAGAGAGCUGAGGAGCCAGCUGGGAGAUGUGAUAGAGGUGAACGCUGAUGAUCUGAAGACAGCCUUCUGCGCAAUCGAUCCUGAUAUCGACGAUCAGACGUUAGAUAUCUACAUUGGCUUGGCUUACCAGGUCGGAAAAGAACAGACAGAUCAAGAUGUCCUGCCUGUGGAAACAGCACUUGAGAGACUGAUGGCUGGAGAUGUAAGACGAGUAGGACCCUCACCCAAAGAGGAAAGCAAGACAGAAUGUGAAGAAGGCGACUAG